UCUCUGUGGAGAACUGCGCGAUGAAAAACUUGAAGUUUUUAUUAUUCUGAAAUCCGGAUAGUGGAUACAAUGUACUUAAAAACUUUGAAUUAUUUGAAUAUAAAUAUACGUUUCAAUUAGAUUAAGAGCUCAAAAGUAACGUGCUCCGUAAUUCUUUCAAUUUGGUUGAUGUAUAUUUACAAUUAUUUUGUCAGCUGACUAAUAUAAACAAAGGAAUGUCAAAAGUGUAGUCUUGAGACGUAGUGGUGCAAUAACUUACAACAAUGGAUGUUGACGGUUCAGCUGUUCCUGGUGAAAUAGAUCAAAAUCUUCUCUUGCAAUUUAGUUGUAUGAAUACCACUGAUAGGGAUGAGCUUAUAAAUCAAAUGCAAAGGCUUUUGGGGCCUAGUUUAAAUUAUAACACAGCAAGCUUUUUUCUAGACAUGAGUAAUUGGAACUUACAGGCUGCAAUAUGUUGUUAUUUAGAUUAUAAUUUACCACCAAAACUUCCAUCAAUGUCUUUAAAAGCUGCUCAAACACAGGAAUCAGCAGUUAGUCCAGGAACAAGUUUUGAACAAAGUUGGAGUAUUGCAAAUACAGGGACAGAAGGUUGGCCUGGCAGUUGUAGGUUGAUACAGGCUGGUGGUGAUCCAUUAGGAGCAACAUCCUUGUAUGUGCCACCAUUGCUCCCAGGACAUAGUACCACAGUUACUAUGAAGUUAGUGGCACCUAGUACACCUGGCACAUUUAGGGGCUAUUUCCAUUUGGUUUCUGAUAAAGGAGAUCAAAUAGGAGAUCCACUAUGGGCAAUAAUUAAGGUAGAAUCUGAGGAAACCAUGGCCCUAGCAGAACAAUUAGCUGCACUGCCAAUACCUAGUAGUAGGCUAGAAGAACAGUCACAGGAACCUGCUUCAGAUGAUCAAAUGUGUUGAUAAUAUGAAUACUUUUUUGUUCUCUUAAUAUAUUUGCCAUACAAUUGAUUAAGUUGUGGAAAUUUUAUAAAUGCC
Molecule: messenger RNA, 986 nt
Organism: Pieris rapae (cabbage white)
Lineage: Eukaryota; Metazoa; Arthropoda; Insecta; Lepidoptera; Pieridae
Product: protein ILRUN
Exons: 5
Coding region: 264-911 (215 amino acids)
Molecular function (GO): protein binding
Source: RefSeq, a predicted model, not a curated record